This is a messenger RNA of Aplysia californica (California sea hare), 4965 nucleotides long. RefSeq lists its product as uncharacterized. Gene Ontology annotation, biological process: protein phosphorylation; mitotic spindle assembly checkpoint signaling; attachment of spindle microtubules to kinetochore. NCBI's taxonomy places the organism in Eukaryota, Metazoa, Mollusca, Gastropoda, Aplysiida, Aplysiidae. Gene Ontology annotation, molecular function: ATP binding; protein kinase activity; protein binding. The record is from RefSeq and is a predicted model, not a curated record. Gene Ontology annotation, cellular component: midbody; intercellular bridge; kinetochore.
CACAAGUUGCGACAAGCCAUCCUCAAAGGCAGCAUGGCUCGGAGUGGGAAGCAGCCAGACACCAAUAUCUCUGACGAGUCUUUUGAAAUGGAAAAAAUGGAGGGCAUUAGAUUGGGACGUGACUUCCAGAAACAUGAGGAUGUUGGGCCCACGAGGGAUGUGGUGUGUCCGGGUGCCUUGUAUGAGGUUAGUACCAGCCUCACACCAACGUGUAUUGACAGCAGCACUCCCAAGUCAGGUAGCCAGACUGGCAGACUGCCUAUGUUGCUUCAAGCCAAACAUAAUGAAUUUUGCCCAUCUGACAUUGGCCCUUGUCAUAAAGUUCUCCGAGAUGUAGGCACAGGCUCUGCUGACGUGAAUGAUUCCAGUGAGUCAAAGUUACAGACACCUGAACUCACCGAGAAGCGGGGGGAGAAAAACUGGUUGAUGGGGAAAGGGCAACUGCUGGAGAACUCUCCUGGCCAGGUUGCCACAACACCACUGAUCAACCAAGACUGUUUUAUGAGCUCUGAUGUUUUCUUACAAGAAAUGAAAUGUGCUCAGACAAGCUUCCUUCGUCGUAAGGUUGUCCUGACAGAAAGUGGAGGGACUCCUGGUGUCCAGUAUGAGUCUCCAACGGUUGAAGUGCACGCAGUAUAUGAUCAUGAGGAACAUGAGCAGAACAGGGUUGUUGGAGAGAUAAUUCCACCUGUAUGUGGAAACUCCUCUCCGCAAAUCUCCCCCAAGUCCAGUGUCAGGGAUGCUUGUGUUGAGCUGCCCCCUGAUCAUCUUCUGGAACCUUCUGGAACUGAUGAAAAUGACUCCUUUUGGAAUGUUACACAUAAUGUACAAUGUAUCCCCAUAAAAGACAAAGCAGGAAACUUUGGAGGUGAAUCUGAGAAAACAGAAUGUGUGUAUGAGAUAUCUGCUAAGUUUCCUGAAGGAGUGGUGAUUGAUUGUAAAAUGUCACAAAGCACUAUUGCAAAGGCAAGGGAUUCUUCUGAAAAAUGUAGUGAAGAUUCAAAGAAUGCCCCUGAACCUCGCGCUGACAGGCAGUGGUCUCAGUCUCAUCUGACAGAAGAGUCCUCUCCGAAUGAUCUCACACACACUCAGAUGUCUUCUCAAUGUUCUACUCUGACAAGCAGCUUGGUAUUUCUUGGAGAUGCCCAAAAAGGUCAUGAGGAGAAAGUUCUGGAUAGCACUUUCAGUAUGGGUGAGGAAGGUAAUGACGAUGACAUUUUGGACAAAACCUUCACUGUGGCUGAGAGAGAUGAAGGACCAUCCAAACAGAUUGCCCCCAGUGGAGAAGACCCAGCAAAACACCUGGUCAAUACUGAGGACCUGGAGGUCAUUGAGCGUUGGGUUGACGAUAAGCUGGCCAGGAUAGAACACAAGAUGAAAAUAGCACCUCCACCCUCAGGGUCAAAAGAGCUCCAGUCACUGGUGAGCACGGUGGGUCUGGGCGAUGACACCUCAGCACCGUCUAUCGCUGUGGUUGGGUCAGAGGUGGGGCCCGUCAAUCCCGGAGGACACUCAAAUGUGACGGAGAUUGUUGCGGAGGAUCACUCAGACAUUCUGGCCUGUACAAAGCUUGUUGGAGGAGGAGACAGUGAGCUAUUGAAAAUAAACUCGGCCAAGUCUGUUCCUGAGCUUGAUGGGUGUGACUUUGAGUUCCAGGAGUUCUACAUUGAUGAUGACUUUGACAGCUUCAUGUGUAUGCCACCUGAGGCCGGUGGCGAUGCGGAGGCUGCUGUGGACAGCAACCGCUCCACCCGAAUCUACACCAGCUGGUCAGGAGUCCCCAGCUCAGACAAAAGUGCCAAAGGUGAUUCGGGGCGGUGUGAUGUCAAACACCAAACUGGCAAACCACCGUCAGGGUCGAGAGUGAGACAAAAAGUUGCGACUGACAUCAACUUGAACAGAGGGAAGCCGAGUCCAGGAAGUGUUGAGAUGCAAUGUGCUAGCGUUGAAUGUCUCUACAGUAUUAUCAGUACUGGGGAUAACCAAAACAUCUCUGAGAGCCAUAACAGCAUGGAUGGGAAGACAGCAAACUUGUUUCCAUUAGGGAACGGGAUUUGCAACCUACUGGGAUCGAGGGUGGGGGUCAGUGACCCUGAUUUGAGUAUUAGCUCAGCAGCCGAGUGGAGAGAGGAUCAGGCAAAGGUCAUGCUUGAGAAAGAUAGCAAAAUCGGAGAGGAAGAUGAUGAUACACUGUGUGGUCAUUUGGUGGCAGAUGUUGACCUAAGUAACGCCAGGGAAGGGAGCACUGUAGAGAAAGGCCUAGGUGGAAAUGGCCCUGAACUGGCUGUAUCUUCUGCUGCCAAGUCAAGAUCAGGUGUUGAAAGGUCAAAGUCAGGUGUUGAGAGGUUAGGAACAGGUGUUAACAGUUUGAAGACAAGUAUUGAGAGGUCAAGGUCAGGUAUUGAAAGGUUAGAGACAAGUUUUGAAAGGUCAAGGUCGGGUGUUGCGGAGCUGAAGUCAAGUGUUGACAGGUCAAGGUCAGACUCUGUGAGGUGUGCCGAAGUGUCAGAGAGGAACAGAGGUACAGGUGCCAUGACAGUUACAAGUCAGACCCAGACUGAGAACAUUGGACAGGACAGAUGCGUGGGCGUGCCCCAACAAACUUCAUUGUCAACUCAUAGUGCAAAUAGAGAGGUGGAGAGGGAGGACUCGGAAUCUACAGACAGCGAUAUGUGGAUUAAAAAGAACUUAAAACGUAUUCAAAGCAAGAUCUUGCGAAGACGAAGGCGCCUUAAGUAUGUCGUAAGCAGUGAUGAAGAAUCAAAUUUCAAAGAUGGUACACUAGACACUACAAACAUGUUGUCUUCUACUUCUAGUUAUGUUGGGAUGAUGGAAUUCCAAAUGAGUGAUAAGAGAAGCUAUACUGACAAUCAAGGCAGUGGGAUUUAUCCUGAUGAGAUGGAGCCCUUACACACAGAAAUAUGUCAUUUGGAGGACUCAUGUAGAAAAUAUUCACCAAUGUCUAAAACGACUUUUGACGGUGAUGAGAGUAUUGUGCUGGCCAGUACCACUGCUGCCACACACAGAAACAGUAAAAAUGGACGACAGGUCAAGGACAAACUUUCGACAAAGUUUUCUGCCAGUAAAAGGAGCCAGAAGCUUAUGUCCUCACGUGAUGUACAGCAGACAGUGCCCAGACCCAGGGACAGAUGUUUAAGGAAAAAUCUGAAAGGUCAAAGCUGCUCUCUUUACUCAGAGAAAAAGGAUCCCUGUAAAGGUAUUAAAGUUCCCCAAGAUUGUACAAAUCUGGAGACUUUCCAGGAUCUCGACGCUGAAGACGAGAGGAAAGAUGAGUUAUCUGAUGAAGAGACAAAGUCAGAGAGGAGAAGAAGAAGUUUCCACUCCUCUGUUGUCUAUCAUGGACACAGGAAAAGUCUCGCGGAUAACUCAAGCAGCAGCAAAGAACCCCAGCCAAGUGUAUUGGAAAGGCCAGACAAGUCAAGGUCAUCUUCCAGACAAGGUCCUGUGGCCAAGCCGCGUUCUUCUCUGAGGAAAUCUCCCAACAGUCGAGAAGAGUACUCACAGGAGAGCUCUAACUUUAGGGACACUCUGGAGAAGACCCUCCUGUCUCAGUUAGACAAGCGCAGACAGAGCCAAAUUGUUAGACACCGUCAGAAUGAGAGCUGCGUGGAAGAAGCGAAAGAGUCUUCUGUCCGAAUGUGGAUAGCCAAUCACAGACUCGGGGAGGGUUAUGGUAGGGGUUUGAGGGAAACACCUGAGAACCCAGCCACAAAGCCAGUGCAGAAAACACCUGACAGGCCGCUGUGGAAGAGUGGCAUUUGUAGGGAAACUGUGUCUGCAGCAGCUGCUAAUGCCGUCAGCUCAAGCCACAAGGACAGAGUGGAUGCUGGAUGGGGCUCCGUCAAGGACAUCGGUGAAGGUAUUGCUAGUGAGAGCCUGAAGAUGUCAGAGCCAGGAGGCGUGGAUGGAGCUGCACGCAAAGAUGAAACAAGCAAUCGCCACAGAUUCACGUCUGUCGGAGUUUCCUCAGGGAAAUGUUCUCUGGAAGUACCUGGCUCGGAUGGCUCUGGAAAGAGGAGUAAAAAAACUUUUGGUAGACGAGGAGCUGAGGCAAGGUCACGGUCACUGGAUCUUGGGGAUGGAGUUACUGUUCAGCAGUUGGGAGCAGAGCACUGCUUGACCCUUGACCUUCGUCCAGAGGAAGAGCUACUUGGAGGUGGCACAGGUAACAAAUUGCGAAAGAAGUCUUCAUUUGGUCUGCACAGAUUCUACAUUCCACGUGACGUAUGGCCGGGGGGCUGCAAAGCCCGUCUGAAUGUGCAUGUGGACCCCACGGACCCCAAAGUCCACCGAGUGACGGGCACAGCCAUGGACCCGACUAGUGGACACAGUGAGGUUCUCAUUGACCAGACGCUGGUCACGAAGAGGCUACGCUCCACGCUACAGAUGGACUGAUGGCGCCGAGGGUGAAGUGAGUGGUCCUAAGGUGACUGACCAGAUGAUGAUGACUAAGCGGAUGGACUGAUGAUGACUCAGCAGAUGGACUGAUGAUGACUCACCAGAUGGAAUGGUUGCUUUUAAGCUCAAGUGGGCUAUCCCGAAAAAUGCUGUUUUGAAAAAAUUUAAGUUAAAGUUUUUGGAUUCUUAUUCAGUCUCUUUAAAAGACAAGGAGAGUUUUCUCUAUAACCAAACAAAUAUACACACCAAUGAAACCAAACUUCUCCUCCCAUAGGUAGGGCAAUGCCCACUUUUGAUGUAGGUCUAUUUCUGGAAACCCCCAAAAUCUGGGUUAGCCCGCUUGUCCUUAAAAGCGACCAAAUGGUUAUGACUCAUCAGAUGGAAUGAUGAUGACUGAGCGGAUGGACUGAUGAUGUGUUUUGGAGUGUGUGCAUGUUAGUAACGAGCCUCUGAUUACUGGAUUUAGAGUAUGCGUUUUGCAUUUGGUGUGUUUUCUGUUCUCAUUCAUUUGUUUCAAGUUUUUAACAUUAAAUGUUAUAAUCAUUU